AUACGGCCCCAAAACUCUAUAGAAGAACUUUAUAAAUAGGUAUUUGCUAUUUUUCUGGUUCCUGAAAAAUAGUAUUUGUUCAGGCAACGGCUGUGUGAGCCCAUGAGAUGAAGAUCUAACAGAUCAGGUGUAGGAAUCUUGAAGCAGGAUCAAAGGAUUAUGUUAUCACCUGAACGAAACACAGAUUUCAAGUGCCUGCUUUUUAGGAAAAGUGUUAUAAAUAAGGCAAAGAAGAUCUCAUCCCCCUCACAUCUGAAAGGUAGAUAAUUCCGAGAGCCUUCUAGUCCUUGUUCACAAGACAAGAUGAUCACCCAUGGCGAUGUAUGAAGAAUCAAUAUAUGCUAAAAAAACAUAUAUGACCGCCGAGAGGAUGUAUGGGGGAAAAAAAGAAGUAUACGCUUGCAGCCUUCCAGAAAGCCAGUACGUAAGUAUGCAUGUUGUUCCUAUCCAGUAUUCUGAUGCUCACCCGAGUCACGCAUGAUCUCACCAAAACGCCCCUGCCGGCUGUCGCCGUGCGAGAUCGCUUCAUGUCUGCGCCCGUCCAUUCGCAAGGCCGACGCAUCUUCCCUCGUCACUCGUCAGACAAAGCUUUCGCCUUGUACUUAGCGUCCGGUCGCUGGCGACAUCGAUACACACCAUAUCUUAACAAAGCCGAAUCAGCUCUGCUACACAGUGUAAAUAUAUAUACACACACACAGCGACACUGCUGGCACACCCAAAGACGUACGCGACGACAUCACAGCACAGUACACCUUCGUGCGGAUUGCAGUUUGCUUCAAUUCGCAGUGUGGGUACACGCCGAUUUCUUGAUCGUAUCCUGUUUGUUGCUCGACAUGGGCACGGGAGGUGUCGCGCUGGUCGCCGCCGCCCUCGCCGUGGUGGUGGUCACCAGGCUGUGGACGGUGCUGCUCCACCUGGUGUGGCGCCCGUACGCCGUGGCGAGCGCCUUCGCGCGGCAGGGCAUCCGCGGGCCGCCGUACCGUGUCUUGGUGGGCAACAGCAAGGAGGUUCAGGCGAUGCGCGCGGCGACGAGCGGCGACACGCUGGACCUCACCUCCCACGACUACAUCCCGCGCGUGAUGCCGCAGUACCGCGCGUGGAUGUCGCUCUACGGCAAGGUGUUCCUGACGUGGUCCAGCUCGACUCCGGCGCUCUUCGUGGGCAGCUACGACAUGGUGAGGCGGGUCCUCUUCGACAAGUCGGGGCUGUACGGCAAGACGGACCCGGGCCCGACCAUACUGUCCCUGAUCGGCAUGGGCCUCGUCUUCACCGACGGCGACGACUGGUCGCGCCACCGCCGCAUCGUGCACCCGGCGUUCGCCAUGGACAAGCUCAAGUCGAUGACGGGGGCGAUGGCGGCGUGCGCGGCGGAGGUGAUCCGGACGUGGGAGGCGCGCGCCGCCGCGAGCGGGGAGCAGGGAGUGACGGUGGAGGUGGGGCAGCAGUUCACGGAGCUCACCGCCGACGUGAUCUCGCACACGGCGUUCGGCAGCAGCUACCGGCAGGGGAAGGAGGUGUUCCUGGCGCAGCGGGAGCUCCAGUUCAUCGCCUUCGCCUCCAUCAACAGCGUGCGCGUGCCGGGCAUGCAGUACGUGCCCACCAAGGCCAACGUGCGCCGCUGGCAGCUCGAGCGCACGGUGCGGGGCACGCUCAUGGCCAUCAUCGGCGAGCGUCAUGCCGCUGCAAAGGAGGCGAGAGGUUACGGCAGCGACCUGCUGGGCCUCAUGUUGGAGGCCAACGCCGCCGGCGACGGCGGCGGCAAGAGGCAUCAGCAGGCCAUGAGCAUCGACGAAAUCAUCGACGAGUGCAAGACCUUCUUCUUCGCCGGCCACGACACGACCGCGCACCUCUUGACCUGGGCCAUGUUCCUCCUCGGCACGCACCCCGAGUGGCAGCAGCAGCUUAGGGACGAGGUGAUCCGGGAGUGCGGCGGCGCCGACGUGCCCCUCCGCGGCGACGCCCUCAACAAGCUCAAGCUCGUGACCAUGGUGCUGUACGAGACGCUCCGGCUGUACGGCGCGGUGCCGAUGAUCGCGAGACAGGCGACGGCGGACGCGGACCUCUGCGGCGUGAAGGUGCCCAAGGGCACCCUCCUGCUGAUCCCGAUCGCGAUGCUUCACCGCGACGAGGAGGUGUGGGGCGCGGACGCCGGCGCGUUCAACCCGCUCCGGUUCCGGGACGGCAUGGGCAGGGCGGCGGCGCACCCGAACGCGCUGCUGUCCUUCUCCUUGGGCCCGCGGUCGUGCAUCGGGCAGGACUUCGCGAUGCUGGAGGCCAAGGCGACGCUGGCGCUCAUCCUGCGGCGGUUCGCGUUCGCGGUGGCGCCGGAGUACGUGCACGCGCCGGCCGACUUCCUGACGCUGCAGCCGUCGAAAGGGCUGCCCGUCGUGCUCAAGCUCUUGGAUCCGCACACUUCUGCCAUUUGAGGUCGGCGUCGACUUGAGCGGCGGCCGACGUCGACCUGGUGGGGAGUACGGUCACCCAGCGAGCGAGCGACGUCGACUUGAGCGGUCCACUUGCGGCAUUUCACAUUAUUUUCUCCCGUUUCUCUAGGGAUGAAAACGAAAAUGAUAAAUCUCAUAUUUUCAGAAAUCGUUUUCGAUUUUUUUUUUUUCAAUUUUUAGGCCUAAAUGAAAAUGAUAAUGGUAACCCAAAGAACAAAAAUAAUAACAGUUAUCUUC
This is a messenger RNA of Sorghum bicolor (sorghum), 2681 nucleotides long. Its product is annotated as cytochrome P450 709B3. The record is from RefSeq and is a predicted model, not a curated record. The coding region runs from base 435 to 2426 and encodes 663 amino acids. The transcript has 2 exons. Lineage: Eukaryota; Viridiplantae; Streptophyta; Magnoliopsida; Poales; Poaceae. Gene Ontology annotation, molecular function: heme binding; oxidoreductase activity, acting on paired donors, with incorporation or reduction of molecular oxygen; monooxygenase activity.